Panicum hallii is the source of this 435-nucleotide messenger RNA. RefSeq lists its product as uncharacterized. The coding region runs from base 1 to 435 and encodes 144 amino acids. NCBI's taxonomy places the organism in Eukaryota, Viridiplantae, Streptophyta, Magnoliopsida, Poales, Poaceae. The record is from RefSeq and is a predicted model, not a curated record. Gene Ontology annotation, molecular function: zinc ion binding; nucleic acid binding. The transcript has a single exon.
AUGAUUAGAAGAGAUGCAAAAUUCAAGACUAAGACACCCAAUCAACUUCUUGGUGAAAUUCUCCAUCAAGAGUUGGUUGAGAGGGAUGUGGCCAAGUCACUUUGCCACAAAGUGAACAAGAAUGUAGCAUCCAAUGCUAGCUCAAGUGACAAGGUCGAAUCAAGUCCCAAAGAUCUCAAGACAAAGAAGGAAGAUUCAAGUGAUGAAGGUUCCACUGAUGAAGAAAUGGCAUUGGUCUUGAGAAACUUCAAGAAGUUCAUGAAGGAGAAAUACUACAAGAAAGGUGGUGAUAACAAGAAGAGGUCAUCACAAAUAAGAUGCUAUGAGUGCAAGGAAGUGGGCCAUUACAUUGCCGAUUGCCCACAGUUGAAGAACAAAGAAAAGGAGGAGAAGAGGUACAAGGAGAAGAGCAAGGACAACAUAAAGCUUACAUGA